UUUAUCCGGAAUACUUGGAUUUUUCAGCACCGCGAGCAAUGUGGUUUGUCUGGGACGCUGGCAUCGCUGUGUCGUUCAUGGGCCUGGGCUGCAUGCUGGCAUGUGUACUUGCGUGCAUGUACAACCUUUCCGAGUGGCUUGGAGCAACUGUCGCUGGAGUCUCCUUCCAGAUUAUGCUCCUUGUCAUGAGCGGGUGGGCACUGUCGUCGCAUUGGUACACAAUGACGACAAACCCAGGCACGAUUCCAAAGAGCAUGCGGAUAUCCCAGCUGAGUCCGGUGGACGAAAAGACACUUGGUGAGCCGAAAGCCAAUGAAUUUGUCUACUGCGAAACGUGCGACGCACUUCACCCCAAGCGAGCUGAGCACUGUCAUACAUGUCAAAGCUGUGUGGUGCUUAUGGACCACCACUGUCCGUGGGUGAACAAUUGCAUUGGAAUUGGCAACGCAAAGAACUUCAUCCUGCUGCUUCUGUACGUCGCCAUGCUUUGCGCCGCCAUGAUUGUCGUGACCGUAUUGCAGCUCUGGACGUGCACUGCACCGAUCGUCUGUGGUUUGAAAGCUGGUGCGAGUCCUGGUCGGGCUGGAAUGUGGGUGCUCGCGGUGUCCAGUUUGUUCUUGGUGUUGUGUUCGCUCAUGCUGGCCAUGGAAAUCUUCAGCAUCUCAGAGGACGAAAUCUACGGUGCUAUUGCAUCUGACCUGUCCAGUUUGCAAGAGUCUCGGGAGCAUGGCUCCAAGCUCAGUCGCCACCUCGGAAUCCUCUUUGGCAACGACAUGUUUCAGUGGCAUUGGCUCGUCCCUGGACGCAAUGUGCAUCGGCGGCGGCGCGACGAUGAGAUGGACAUUAUCCUUGGCUAUCGAGAAGGCGAGAGCUCCCAUAAGAGUGGAAUACAGUCGUUGGUUUGAUCGAAA
Molecule: messenger RNA, 911 nt
Organism: Aphanomyces invadans
Lineage: Eukaryota; Oomycota; Saprolegniomycetes; Saprolegniales; Verrucalvaceae
Exons: 3
Coding region: 39-905 (288 amino acids)
Biological process (GO): protein targeting to membrane; peptidyl-L-cysteine S-palmitoylation
Cellular component (GO): Golgi apparatus; endoplasmic reticulum
Molecular function (GO): protein-cysteine S-palmitoyltransferase activity
Source: RefSeq, a predicted model, not a curated record